Molecule: messenger RNA, 669 nt
Organism: Suillus paluster
Lineage: Eukaryota; Fungi; Basidiomycota; Agaricomycetes; Boletales; Suillaceae
Exons: 7
Coding region: 1-669 (222 amino acids)
Source: RefSeq, a predicted model, not a curated record
AUGGCCAAGCCACAGCGGUAUUUCUCUCACUGGCUGGCUGAAAGAUUUCGCGCUAACAACGAAGCAGUCAACCAGGGCGACCCUAUACCACCUUCGAGAAGUCUUGGUGCUUCGGAGGAAUACUCGCCGACAUACGCUCAUGGGCUCUCAGAUAUCAAGAGUACAAGUUCAGCUUUCCGAGGAACUUCCGAGUGUGUGCAACACAAUGCCGAUGUCGGUGGUACUUUUGGAUAUCUGGACUGCGAUAUUCAGCACACCUUUCACAUCGGAUUGGGCAUGGAACGUGCCCGCGGGCGCAACUACCUCCCGCUUACCGGAGGAAACUCUGCACCAGUAAUUUGGUCAGCCGAGCUGAUGGAAAACCUCUCUGACGGAAUGGAACCCAUGACCCACCAGGCUGGAAUCGACAACAUCACUGCCAUUUUGGUGCGGGACCCUCAGCCUACUGCGAGAUUCCACUCGACGCGCUCGAUAUUCGAAGAUGGUCCGCACUUUGUUAGCGAGGUUGAGAAUGAACAAGUCGUCAAACACCCUGCGGCAAUUGAGCGGUGGCCCGUGGUAAUGUGGCGUGCCGACCACUUUAUGCUAUGGCUGUCUUCUGUCAGCAGCUACCUUACUCGAUCUACGCUCGAUCUUGGCUCUUCAACAUUCCUCGAAUUUCUACAUUGA